AUGGACAAUCCCCGUCGAGGAGAUCCCCCAGCGCAAUCGCAAUCGCCUCGCACCAGCAGCAGCAGCCUCAACUCCAGGUCAAGGUCGGCAUCAUAUGCCGGCUCCAACCACGACCGCAGCCAAGACGAUGCCUUGUCGGAUCCCAAAGCUGCCGAGAUUCUCGACGCCUGCAGAUGGAAAGACAUUGGCCGUCUGCGAUCCCUAGCUGAAGCCAGAGGUGGAUUCCUAUCGGAUGUCUUGCGUAGGCAAGCCUGGCCCAUCUUGCUCGGUCUCGAUGCCCCUUCUAGUUGCCAAGAGGAUCUAGCCUCGUCACAAGAUGCCUCUGCAGACUGGAAAGAAUUGCCUCGUCAUCGCGAUGAGGAUCAGGUUCAACUUGACGUCAACCGUUCUUUCAUUUAUUACCCAAACAGUAUGUAUCCACCUCUUACUAAUGCGGCGAUAGAUGUGUCUGAUGCAGAGUUGAGUCUGCACAAGUCAGAGCUAUCCUCCCUCAUCACCGAGGUUCUCCGUCGGUAUCCUUACUUGUGCUAUUUCCAAGGCUAUCACGAUAUCUCCCAGGUCUUGUUGCUGGUGCUGGCACCGCCAUGGAGGGCUCGUGUGCUUGCCCGCCUCUCCGUCCUGAGGAUACGUGACUUCAUGCUGCCGAAUCUAGGCCCAACAACCGCUCAACUCCGCCUUCUUCCCGACAUCCUUCACGCUGCCGAUCCAAAACUGCGACGACACCUCUCGGGGGUCGAGCCUUUCUAUGCCCUAGCAGGCACUCUGACCAUGUAUGCCCACAAUAUUGAGGGUUAUCGAGAUAUUGUCCGUCUGUUUGAUGUUUUCCUAGCUCGGGAACCCGUCUUCAGCGUAUACGUAUUUGCUCAAAUCAUCUUGGACCGCCGGCGAGAGAUCUUCGAGAUCGACGAGCCGGACAUGCUACACGUCAUCCUUGGCAAGGUUCCGUCCAAGAUGGACCUGGACGAGCUUGUGGUCAAGUCGGCACAGCUCUUUGAACGUCAUCCCCCGGAAACACUCCGGUACUGGAAGCAGAUAUCAGAUUCCAGUGCUCUCAAGACGGCCCGCGAUGUCGAGGCCUGUGCGAGGCAGACUAUGGAAGACGGUGAGGAGCUCUUUGAGGAGCAGCUCCGGGAGCUCCAAUGGGCGGAAAUGCAAGACCGUGUCAAGUCGGCACUGUGGUCUUACCGGCGCCCAGCAAAAGCUAUCGGUAUGGCUCUCAUGGUGGGUGCUUUGGCUAUUUACCUUCGCCGCAACCCCGCCAUUAUGCAUCAAACCGCGGCCUUCUUCUCUCGAUAA
Messenger RNA from Fusarium vanettenii 77-13-4, 1296 nucleotides. RefSeq lists its product as uncharacterized. Gene Ontology annotation, biological process: positive regulation of GTPase activity; endoplasmic reticulum to Golgi vesicle-mediated transport. Gene Ontology annotation, molecular function: GTPase activator activity. The record is from RefSeq and is a predicted model, not a curated record. The transcript is spliced from 4 exons. NCBI's taxonomy places the organism in Eukaryota, Fungi, Ascomycota, Sordariomycetes, Hypocreales, Nectriaceae. Gene Ontology annotation, cellular component: endoplasmic reticulum membrane. The coding region runs from base 1 to 1296 and encodes 431 amino acids.